AUGCCUCAGCUGCUGGCUGCAAUGGUAAUGAGAGUUUUGAAGGUAUCAAAGUUUGUACCAUCAAAUUUCUCUGUCUCCAAGAAAAUAGAUGGGUUGGCAGUUGACGACAUUUUUGUGGGACCACCUGUAGAUGUAUGGAACUGGGGUAAACAGGUUGAUCUCACCUCAGAGUCAGACACAAGGUGCACAGGUACAGUAGCAAGACCAAACAGUGAUGAUGUGCUUGUGACUUUGAAAGCCAGUCAAGUGGAGGUGACUGAAAAAAUGGAGAAAUAUAUUUCUCUGUAUCUCGAACAAACAUUUAACAAACAGCAGAGUGCUCAGGGAUCAGGAUUGAUGUUUAUGCAAUUUCUAAAUGAUUUUCUUCUGCACUUUGACAUCUCUGAUUAUUCCCUACAUCCUAGUGAUCAGGUGAUGGCAAACUCUAGUCACUCUGGUGUUGCCAACCUCCUUCCCUGGGAGAAUGGUGUCCCUCCUGAAGUAUUUAGUAGUGCCCUCUACCUUACCCUGAAAACAACCUCCAACAUCAUCCCUAACAUGCAUGUUUCUGAAAUGCACGCUGGACCCUGA
Laccaria bicolor S238N-H82 is the source of this 570-nucleotide messenger RNA. RefSeq lists its product as uncharacterized. Bases 1 to 570 code for a protein of 189 amino acids. The record is from RefSeq and is a predicted model, not a curated record. NCBI's taxonomy places the organism in Eukaryota, Fungi, Basidiomycota, Agaricomycetes, Agaricales, Hydnangiaceae. The transcript is spliced from 9 exons.